Messenger RNA from Ilex paraguariensis (yerba mate), 990 nucleotides. Lineage: Eukaryota; Viridiplantae; Streptophyta; Magnoliopsida; Aquifoliales; Aquifoliaceae. The record is from the annotation of a GenBank genome assembly.
GUGAUAGUGCCUUCUCAUAAGCAAACCAUUCAUUUACAAAAACCUCUCACAUUCAUCUACAAUAAUACCCUUGUCCUAGAGAAAGAGAGAGAGUACAAGGUUAAUGGAUCAAGGAGAGAACCAUCUUCAAUCUAUUGGUGUUUACCAGAGACUUGUGAACUUCAUGGUGAAAAGCUUAACAGCGAUAGCAAGCAGGCCAAUGACUUUGCCAUAUCCCGUGAGACAUUUCUGGCUCAUUUGCCAGAGAUUUUUUAACUUCAUCAUGCUAAGCCUUGCAACACAAGCUCUCAAGCCUGUGACUCUGGGUCAUCCCAUGCCUAUUUCUGAUGCUUCACAGAACGGAACACCUCAUGAAGACGUCCAUUUUGGAGCCAUGGUUGAGUCAGAACAAGCCAUAGCCAUUCAACAACUAGUCCCUCUUACCACCUUCGACUCUAAAAACAAGGAAGUCGAGAAAGAUGGCAAAGAGUUCCCACUAGACCGAGAGAAUGGCGUUGUUAUUGCUUCUUCUACUGCACAAGGAAUAAAUGAUUUGAAUGCAAAUGAAGGUAAGAAGGGUGAAGAUGAAGUAGUGACUGUACCAGCAAUUGCACCACAGACAAAGGCCCCAAAGAAGAUGGUUAGCAUAAAUGACAAUGUGGAGGAAAUAUACCCCAGUAAGAAGAAAAAGACUAAAGCUAUAGAAAAAUUGCCUUCCAUGGAAAGAGAAAAAGAAGAGACAAAGCCUUUGAAGCCAAUUCUAAAGACGGGUUCUAAUGUAAGUGCAAAAUCAGAGAGUAACAAAUAAGAUAGAUUCUUAGUGUCAAACCAGAGGCCAUCUUGGUAGUCUUUGUUGCCAUGGGGGGUGGGGGAUUUAAGAAAUUUGCCUGAUCUGGUUGUUGCUUGUUGCAACCAUGAUAAUAAAAUUGGUUUCUGGGUGUAGUUGGAUCGAACUGAACAAAAAGUAUAUACUAGAUGGUUAUUGGGAUUUGUUGAUUAUGGAGCCGUGCA